Molecule: messenger RNA, 2119 nt
Organism: Phragmites australis (common reed)
Lineage: Eukaryota; Viridiplantae; Streptophyta; Magnoliopsida; Poales; Poaceae
Exons: 3
Coding region: 100-1395 (431 amino acids)
Source: RefSeq, a predicted model, not a curated record
UUUCGAUCGCCUCCUUUCGGCCUCUACCUCGAGUCUUCUUCUAGAAGCUUCGGGAAAGGCACUGGGGUUCGGAGAAGCUCGCGGCCAUGGCGGUCGUCGAUGCUCUCACCGAGCCGCUGCUACCCCGCGGCCGCUGCCAACGCCGUCGUUGACAACCUCGCGGGCGCUACUACCUCUACGCCCCCGUCCCACAUCGUCAACCUCGCGGCCGCUGCUACCUCGACGCCUCCCGCACGCGCUGUCAACCCCUCCGCCGCGUUCGCGGGAUCCUCCACCGCCACGACGGCCGCUCUCACCGCCUCUUCCCCGAGGACGCCUCCGUCGCCAUGCCCCCGCCGUGCGGAACUCCCCCCCCCCCCCCCCUCUCUCAUCACUAGCGGUUCCGCCACGACGGGUACCGGUCUCCCUCCGACGACGGCAUGGACGCCUGCUUCACGGAACCGCGGCGUGGACCUCGCCGCAUCCGCCUCGGGUGCCAGUGGCGGCGACGCCAGCGAUGCUCCGCCCCGGCCUGCGUCACCCCUCGGCGCGAACCUCUUCAGCUACACAAGCUUCGUCGACACGCUCAUCCGUCCCACCGCUUCAUUGGCUUCACCAGUGGCCUACACCGGCGCCGUCGCGGCAGCAGUUUCUGCGCCCAGCUCCCCCAUGGGCUACGUCUCGCCGUCCCUGUUCAAAGGCCGCAACUCGCCUCGGUCCACGUCGGACGACAUCCUCGCCGAGGGCGAGGGCGGCGACGAAGCAAUGGAGUUAGGCGGCAGCCGCAGCAGCACUACCGCCACCGGGAGGGGUCGGUUGGGCUACCGCGUUUCGCGUGGUGGAAGGCACACACAUCGGAGGGCUGGCCCCAGGAGCAAGUUGAUGCCGCAGCAGGGGAUUGAUCAAACUAUGACUGAAUGUUUAACAAUUUUUAACAAACUAAAUGUUGUUUGGAAGGACAUUUGGUCUAGGGAGAGCUUCAUGUACAUUUGUGCUCUCAUGAUUUUUGCUGGAUUGGUUGCUUAUCUUGGCACCAUGAUCGAGGGUUGGUUUUCCUAUGUGAGGGUCAUAUUCAUCAUGAUCUUCGGAGUCGCAACAGGACUCGCUUGCAUUGGAGCGAUGGCUCUUAUUUCAGAGACUCCAGUUCCCUCCCCACGCCAUUUUGCCCCUAUUGCCUCUAGGCUGACUUUUCUGAUUGAUAGUAUAGCAUUUGAGGGAGCUAUAUUCUUUCUACUUGGAGAGAUUGGAUUCAUCACAUGGUUGCUUGUUGCCGCUGGCACCGUGUUUGGGAUGGCGUAUUUUUGGAGAGCUGGGCAUCCAGAGAGUCUUGCCACACUGAUAUCUGGUCUCAGCUCCAUCCCCACUUUACUACAGUCUCUCUUCGAUUCCAUGCUGGCUUUAUUCCGUCGAGGAUAGUACCUACCGCAUUUACCUGUUUAUGACUUGGAUGCACAUGAGAUACUUGAUAUCCAUUCACAUCAUAUGUGUCAUGCGAUUUGCUGAUCGCCUAGUCAUGUUUCAUAUAUGGCUGAUAUGUGACUCUCGAUAGGAUGAUAUGUUCAUUGGUAUAGAUAUCUUGAUUCUACAAAUAUUCCCAUUCAUAUAUGUUGAUUCUAAAAAUAUUUCUUAUGUGUUCUUGGAUCUACUUUUGCUUAUACCUUGUAAUGUACAUGCAUUAUUCCAUAGUCUCUUUUUUUUUCAGAGUUGUUAUUUCUCAGUCCACUAAAAUUAAUUUCCUUGAAGUCAGCUUAUUGGUCGUAUGAUUUGCUCUGAGACUUAUGACGUGAUACUGGAUUGUUCGGUGUUCUGUUUUUAUGAGGGGUUCAUGUGUUGGUUUUACACUUUAUCCACAUGGGACCUAUCUGGUUAAGACAGGGAUGCUAGUUCUAGAUCUCUAUGUAUGCUCCCAAAUUUAUGCAAAGCUAGAGGAAGGAGGAACUGGGGGUUGUGGAUCAGCCGAGAAACAGUUGGUGGUAUUGAGAUGUUGAUCGAGGUGCACAAUAGCCUGGCUUGUUCUUGCUUGCUUUCUCUGUGCAAGUUUUGGAGAUGUACUGAUCUGUUAAUUUGGUGCGAUUUUGGUGAACAAUUUUGAUGUUUGAUGUUGAAUAUAGAGGUUGCUGAGUUGUUUGUUGAUUUCAAA